AUGAGAGAACGCUACACUACCGAAAUGCUCUCCUACGACUCCUCCUCCGACACCACAGCUUUCCCCGACCACAGAACAAGAAGCAACUCAGAUUCCAUAUCCCACUGGAUCUCCAACCUCCUCUCCCGCUCCCGCCGCCCAACACCCCCAAAGCGCCUCCCCAAAUCCCGCACAAGCUCAGAAGAACCACCCUCAAAAGAGCGCUUCUCAUCCGACAUCGAAUCCCAAUCCAGCACCAGCACCCUCUUCCCCAACUCCUCCUCCUCCCAACCCCCCAACCCCUCCUCCCGCCUCGACCCAAGAAUCAUCUCCGACGUCAUAAUCGGCCUCUCAGACGGCCUAACCAUCCGCUUCGCCCUCACAGCCGGCCUCUCAACCCUCUCAUCAACGCGCGUCGUAAUCUUCGCCGGGAUGGCCGAACUCACCGCCGGCGCGAUUUCCAUGGGCUUAGGUGGCUACCUCGCCGCGAAAAGUGAAGAAGAAUCUUACACAGCGACGCUGAACGAUACGCGCAAAGGAGUCGCGUACGGGUCCGUGGACGCAGUGACUUCGAUACGAGACAUCCUUGAACCCUAUGAUCUUCCCCCGGCCUUGUCUGAGGAUCUGACGUACCAUUUAUCGAAAUCUCCGCAUUUGGUGCAGUUUCUCAUGCACUUCCGGCAUAACACGCCAGAACCGGCGGCGACGAGGGCGGUGACGAGUGGGUUGACGAUAGCGUGUGGGUACUUCCUUGGAGGCUUGCUUCCACUACUUCCAUACUUCAUGGUAGGGCAAGAUGAGGUGAUGUUGGCGCUGUGGUGGUCGUUCGUCUUCAUGGCCGUGAGCUUGUUCGCGUUCGGGUAUUGCAAGACAUGCUUCGUGUCCGGAUGGCAUGGAGGGAAGAACGUUUGGGCAGGGACCAGGGCUGGCGUGCAGAUGAUGCUGGUGGGAGGAGCUGCGGCGACGUGUGCGAUGAGUCUGGUGAGGGUGUUUGACUCGUUAGGCUCGUGA
Molecule: messenger RNA, 990 nt
Organism: Fulvia fulva
Lineage: Eukaryota; Fungi; Ascomycota; Dothideomycetes; Mycosphaerellales; Mycosphaerellaceae
Product: Vacuolar iron transporter cccA
Exons: 1
Coding region: 1-990 (329 amino acids)
Biological process (GO): intracellular manganese ion homeostasis
Cellular component (GO): fungal-type vacuole membrane
Molecular function (GO): manganese ion transmembrane transporter activity; iron ion transmembrane transporter activity
Source: RefSeq, a predicted model, not a curated record